AUGCCCAUGCUGUUCACCAUCAUGAACAGCCUUGAGGCGGAGUUGAUGGAAGCGCGGAUUACCUACGACGAGAUGUCGAACAUUAUGUGGAAGGACCUUAUGAGUGAAGGAGAUGUACUUAAAAGGACGGCCCGUCAAGCUUACAGAAGUGGUCAGGAGGCCACUUCCCGGUCGGGCGGCGAAACAAAUGGAGAGGCUGGCGAUGGUGGAGUAGCCUCACCAGCGCGUCCUCAUGGUGGGCCGGAAGGUUCCUCAGGAGCUGCCGCUGGAGGUAAUGCUGCAAAAGGAAAGGGAGCAGCAGGUGCAGCUCUGAAGUGCCCAGCUGGUCCAAAGGGACCAAAAGGAGCGCCGGGACUCAAAGGACUUGAUGGUGAACCCGGAGCACCUGGAGCAAAGGGUAAGGCAGGGCUGUCGGGCAAUGCUAUCGAAGGCGAAGAAUGUCCUCCAUGUCCGCAAGGUCCGCCUGGUGAACCAGGAUACAAAGGCAAACGUGGUGCUCGU
Molecule: messenger RNA, 501 nt
Organism: Cooperia oncophora
Lineage: Eukaryota; Metazoa; Nematoda; Chromadorea; Rhabditida; Trichostrongylidae
Source: the annotation of a GenBank genome assembly